AUGUACUUGGCAGUACCAGUAGCUUUGCCUGCAUGCGAGAUAUUAAUAAGGCCAUUCAGAUCAAGUAUCAACACGGUAAAGAUUUUGAAAGUCACUGUGUAUCCUGGAAACGUGUUGAGUUUGUACAUGUCAAGGCCAACAAAAUUCAAAUACGAAAGCGGUCAAUACAUGUUUCUAAACUGCCCAACAAUCUCAACAUUUGAGUGGCAUCCAUUUUCAAUAACUUCUUCGCCUCAAGAUGAUUAUCUGAGCAUCCAUAUAAAAGUAAUGGGAGAUUGGACAAAUGCUCUCAAAGAAGUUCUCUAUGAGGUGUGUAUGCCACCUCCGGUGUGUCAUGUUAAUAUUGAUAUGGUAGACCAACCAAGUUUUCCCAAAAUCAUGGUCGAUGGUCCAUACGAUGCACCGGCACAGGACUACAAGAAAUAUAAGGUGGUUUUACUGGUCGGGCUUGGGAUUGGGGUCGCCCCAAUGAUCAGCAUUAUCAAGGACAUCAUCAAAUAUACGGAGGCCAGGGAACAUUCCCAACUCAACGGAACAGUGACUCGAAAGGCUUACUUCUACUGGCUAACAAAGGAGCAAGGCUCAUAUAAUUGGUUUGAAAACAUCAUGAAUGAGGUAGCAGAACGCGACACAAAUGGGGUCAUAGAAGUAAAUAACUAUUGCACUAGCGUCUACGAAGAAGGAGAUGUUCGUUCUGCGUUCAUACAAAUGCUUCAGUCUCUGAACUAUUCCAAAAACGGUGUGGACAUUGUCUCUGAGACAAGGGCCAUGACUCACUUCGCCAAACCUAACUGGCAAAACGUCUACAAACAGAUAGCCAUGGAUCACUCUGGCUCUCAUGUUGGAGUGUUUUAUUGUGGAGAAGUCGCAUUGGCAGAUGAGUUAAGGCAGCUAGCUUUGGAGUUCACACACAAGACAGCAACUAGAUUCUCCUUCCACAAAGAGAACUUCUACCCACAAUGCUGA
Molecule: messenger RNA, 966 nt
Organism: Eruca vesicaria subsp. sativa (arugula)
Lineage: Eukaryota; Viridiplantae; Streptophyta; Magnoliopsida; Brassicales; Brassicaceae
Source: the annotation of a GenBank genome assembly